AGGGUGAGAGGUGUUGAUUGUCAAAGGAAAAGGCUUUUUUUCUGUUUCCAGUACUUUUUUUUUUUGAGAUGGCAGCUUCCAGCAUUUUAUUUGCAGCAUUUAUUUCUAUUGUGCCUCUUGGUAUUCUGAGGAGUGACCUAGCAUUUUAUAGAUCUGACUACAGCACAAGAGUGGGACACAUGUCACCUUCAAUGACCUGCACCAGUACUGUCUGUGACACCUUUUAUGGAAUCAUGUUUGAUGCUGGAAGCACUGGAACACGGAUACACAUUUACACGUUUGUACAGAACACUCCAGCAGAACCACCACACCUAGACAAAGAGAUUUUUGAAUCUGUGAAACCAGGCCUCUCUGCAUAUGUCGAUCAGCCUGAAGUGUUCUAA
This is a messenger RNA of Protopterus annectens (West African lungfish), 383 nucleotides long. RefSeq names its product ectonucleoside triphosphate diphosphohydrolase 5-like. Gene Ontology annotation, biological process: nucleoside diphosphate catabolic process. NCBI's taxonomy places the organism in Eukaryota, Metazoa, Chordata, Ceratodontiformes, Protopteridae. Gene Ontology annotation, cellular component: membrane. The record is from RefSeq and is a predicted model, not a curated record. Bases 69 to 383 code for a protein of 104 amino acids. Gene Ontology annotation, molecular function: GDP phosphatase activity; UDP phosphatase activity. The transcript has 3 exons.